CGUUCGUAAGGGUAAUACUGUCAUUUAGCAAUUCCACCCAUAAAAGGAUGCCGAACUCGUGCUCGCCGGCGACCUAGCCCGCGUAGAAGAAUUCCAAAUAAAGACGGUGAGAUAGAUGGAGACAUAACGUCUUGACCUUUUCUGAUCGAAUGCUUCGCAUACUUCUUCUUUUAAAUCUUCCCCUCGCUUUCUUCGUUCUCGCCACCGAUUCCAAACAAACCCAAGUUACCCAACAUACUCCCUUCUUCUCAUCUCCUCGCUCUCUCCGGCUUGUUUCGCUCCGCGAUUCCCAGAACCAAUGGGAGAAGAAGCACUGAGAGAGCUCCCUCUCUCGGCGGAAUCCGUUCCCAUGGAUCAACACUCACCCACGAUCCCCGCCGGAGCUCCGCUGGGAAAUGGAAAGAUCGCCGGAGAGGAGGAUCGGAUCGUCGGUCCGCCGUCCCAUCUGCCACGGCCAGAGGCGCCGGCGGGGCUGACGAAGACACGGUCGACCGGUCCGGACGAGUUCCCGCCGAUCGAGCGCUCCGUCUCGGUCAACUCCCCCGUCGUGGACGUGUCCUCCAUCGGGAAGUACCUCCGCGAUCGGGGUAACAGCUUCUCGGCGGCGAUCGUGAAGCGGAUCUCAUCCCUCAAAGAAACGGGCGACCCGGUCACCGAGUUCCACCUCUCCGGCCUCAAGGUCAUCGUACGGAUGAAAGGGGACAGGGAGAGGGAAGAAGAGGAAUCCAACGAUCGCGAUCACUUCGAAAUCAAGGGCCGGAUCAGCUUCUUUUCGAAAUCCUGUUGCCGGGAUUGCGGCGCCGUCCGAUCGUUCUUUCGAGAGAAAGGGCUGCCGUACGUUGAGAUCAACCUGGACGUGUUCCCGGAGAGGGUGAAGGAGCUGACCGAACGCUCGGGGAGCGCCGCCGUGCCGCAGAUCUUCUUCAACGAGAAGCUUCUGGGGGGCUUGGUGGCGUUGAAUUCGUUAAGGAAUAGCGGGGAGUUUGAUCGGAGGUUGCGAGAGAUGGUCGGCCGGCGGUGCCCGGAGACAGCGCCGAGCGUCCCGGUAUAUGGAUUCGACGACGAGGAUGAGUUGAAGAAGGAACGAACGGACGCGAUGUUAGGGAUUGUGAGGGUUUUGAGGCAGCGGCUUCCGAUCCAGGACCGGAUAACCAAGAUGAAGAUCGUGAAGAAUUGCUUCUCCGGGAGUGAAAUGGUGGAGGCGAUUAUUCAUCACCUGGAUUGCGGCAGAAAAAAGGCUGUGGAGAUUGGGAAAGAGCUUGCAAGGAAGCACUUUAUAUACCACGUGUUCCGGGAGAAUGAUUUUGAAGAUGGGCACCACCAGUUUUACCGUUUCCUUGAGCAUGACCCGGCAACCACCAAGUGCUUUAAUUUUAGAGGAUCAACCAACGACAACGAGCCCAAGUCCGCAGCUAUGGUGGGGCAGAGGCUAGCCAAGCUGAUGUCUGCAAUACUAGAGGCUUAUGCAUCAGGUGAUAGGCACCAUCUGGACUACGCCCGUAUCAGCACCAGUGAGGAGUUCCGAAGAUAUGUAAACCUGGUGCAAGAUCUGCAACGGGUGAAUCUCUUCCCUCUCCCAGCAGACGAGAAGAUGGCCUUCUUUCUAAACCUCUACAAUGCAAUGGUCAUCCACGCUGUCAUUCGUAUUGGAAGACCAGGGGGAGUCAUUGACAGGAGAGUCUUCUAUACCGACUUCCAGUAUAUCGUUGGAGGCUGUCACUACUCCCUCACCACCAUCAAGAAUGGCAUCCUCAGGCUGAACCGAAGGCAGCCUUACUCUUUGGUCAAGCCAUUUAGUGCUACAGAUAGACGAUUAGAGUUGGCUCUUGAAAAGCUGAACCCGUUGAUCCAUUUUGGGCUGUGCAAUGGAACCCGGUCGAGUCCAACUGUGCGAUUCUUCUCUGCCGACGGGGUAGAAGCAGAGCUCAGAUAUGCGGCGAGGGAGUUCUUCCUCAAUGGCGGGAUGGAGGUGGACCUGGGCAAGAGGACCGUGCAUCUCACCAGGAUCAUCAAAUGGUACAGCGUAGAUUUUGGGCAAGACAAUGAUAUCCUGAAGUGGGUUCUGAACUACCUGGAUGCCACAAAAUCUGGUCUCUUGACACAUCUAUUGAACGAUGGAGGUCCUGUAAACAUAGUCUACCAGAACUUUGACUGGUCGUUGAACUGCUGAGUUUACGCAAUCACUAGAUCCACUUAUUCAUAGCUGCAGGAAAUUGAAGUUUGCUUAGCUUUUUGGAAAUGGCAAGUUAGCUGAGAAUAUGUACCCGGAAGACCAUGGAAAGAAUAGCAUAUAGAAUAUAGUCAGAGAAUACUCUGUAUAUAAGUCCAUUAAGUUUGUUGCAGUCUUGCUCCUAGAAGGUUUAAAAGAGAAAAACCUGGUGUACCGAUCUUAUUUGAUGGUACUACCUGCUGCAAUGUGCCUCUCAAUAAACAAUGUAGUAGAGCACGGAAGAAUGCGGUGUGACCUGUAGAUGGAGCUGUUUGAUUGUUUGAGUGAAAGAUUUGUCUUCUGAUAGCAAAAGAGUUGUCUUCUGAUAGCUGAUUUGCAUAGUUGCUUUAUUAAUCGAUGUGAUGUCUGCUUUGAA
Messenger RNA from Phoenix dactylifera (date palm), 2585 nucleotides. RefSeq lists its product as uncharacterized. NCBI's taxonomy places the organism in Eukaryota, Viridiplantae, Streptophyta, Magnoliopsida, Arecales, Arecaceae. The record is from RefSeq and is a predicted model, not a curated record. Gene Ontology annotation, biological process: intracellular signal transduction.